AUGCCCAAUAUCAAUUCUCCCUUCCACAAGGCACUAGAGAUAGCUCUGCCGGACUUCUGUCCGAAGUCUUCCAGAGAAAGAGAAAGGUCCUGGAAUCGGCUGGACAUCAGAAGAGCCCUGCGCAUCUACCUGAAGCGCACGGUGCCCUUCAGGCGGUCGGAGGUGCUUUUCGUCUCCUUUCAGCCUUCCAUCAAGGGAGCUAAGGUCUCUCCAGCCACCAUCAGCAGGUGGAUCACAUUGGCCAUCUCCAAGGCCUACGAGGCACAAGGACUCCAGGUUCCAGAGGGCAUCACCGUGCACUCCACCAAAAGUGCUGCCACCUCAGCGGCCUGGGCCAUCCAGGCCCCCAUCGAGGACAUCUGCAGAGCUGCAGCCUGGUCCUCUCCCUCGCCCUUCAUCAGGCAUUACCGGCUGGAUGCAUACACCUCCGUGGAGGCGGCCUUCAGGAGGAGGGUUCUUCAGGGAGUCCUGGACUCUCGGUGGGUUCAGCCCAGUGAUUCCCUCCCAAGGACAUCUAGUUUUGAUCAAUUUGUUAAAGCGCUGCAAGAUUACCAAGUGGUUGGCCCAGAAAGAGUUGAUGGAGAUGGACGUUUUCUCUCCUACCAUUUACAUCUCCAUGCUUCAAACGUCAGAGAGAAAAGAGACUCCAGGAGAAGGGAGAGUAAAGCAUAUUAUAAAAUUAGGCACAAAAACAAGGAUCUCUUCUUCGACUUAACUCUUCACCGAGAGCUACUGUCCAAUAAUUAUGUUCUGGAAAAGCGCUAUGGCAACUAUCAUGGUGCUAAGAUCACGCCAAGCGUAGCCACGUCAUGUCACCUUCUUGGGACGGUCAUGGAUUCUGACUCCAGGAGUGGAACAGCAGCGAUCAGUACUUGCAAUGGGCUCGUAAGUGACUGA
This is a messenger RNA of Thamnophis sirtalis, 897 nucleotides long. The record is from RefSeq and is a predicted model, not a curated record. Lineage: Eukaryota; Metazoa; Chordata; Lepidosauria; Squamata; Natricidae.